Messenger RNA from Myotis davidii, 1307 nucleotides. RefSeq names its product arachidonate 15-lipoxygenase-like. The record is from RefSeq and is a predicted model, not a curated record. Gene Ontology annotation, biological process: linoleic acid metabolic process; lipid oxidation. Gene Ontology annotation, cellular component: plasma membrane; cytosol. Gene Ontology annotation, molecular function: arachidonate 15-lipoxygenase activity; iron ion binding; arachidonate 12(S)-lipoxygenase activity. Lineage: Eukaryota; Metazoa; Chordata; Mammalia; Chiroptera; Vespertilionidae.
AUGUCAGGAUUUCUAAUGUCCGGACCAACUCUUUUGGAGAGAUGGGGUAACUGGAAGGAUGUGUUAAUCCUGAAUGUGGCUGUGGCCAAUUUAGGUGACCUCCUGCCAAAUGAGAGGUUUCUGGAGGACAAGAGAACUGACUUUGAGACUUCACUGGCCAAGGGGCUGGCCAAAUUAGCUAUCAAAGACUCUCUAAAUGUUCUUGCUCACUGGAAUGACCUGGAUGACUUCAACAGGAUCUUCUGGUGUGACCACAGCGAGCUGGCUGUUAGUUUCCUUCUUGUUCUUCCUUUGGGGAAUCAGGGUGGGAAGAAGAUGCCUUACACUGAUAGCCCCGCCCUCUGCCCCAUCCAGGGAGGCACGCUGUUUGAAGCCGACUUCUCCCUGAUGGAUGGGAUCAAGGCGAGCGUCAUCCUGUGUAGCCAGCAAUACCUGGCUGCCCCUCUGGUCAUGCUGAAACUGCAGCCUGAUGGGAAACUCUUGCCCAUGGUCAUCCAGCUCCAAUUGCCACGCACUGGAUCCCCACCACCACCACUUUUCCUGCCCACGGCCCCGAUGGCCUGGCUCCUGGCCAAAUGCUGGGUCCGUAGCUCUGACUUCCAGCUUCACGAGCUUCUCUCUCAUCUUCUGAGGGGACAUUUGAUGGCUGAGGUUAUCGCUAUGGCCACCAUGAGAUGCCUUCCAUCAAUACACCCUAUCUUCAAGCUGAUAAUCCCCCACCUGCGAUACACCAUGGAAAUUAACGUGCGGGCCAGGAGUGGGCUGGUCUCCGACAUGGGCGUUUUUGACCAGGUGGUGAGCACCGGUGGGGGAGGCCACGUGGAGCUGCUUAAGCGCGCUAGAGCCUCUCUAACCUAUAGAUCAUUCUGUCCCCCCGAUGACCUGACUGACCGGGGGCUUCUGGGAGUCAAGUCCUCUUACUAUGCUCAGGAUGCUCUGCGGCUGUGGGAAAUCAUCUAUCGCUAUGUGGAGGGAAUUGUGAGUCUUCACUAUAAGACGGACAAGGCGGUGAAAGAGGACCUUGAACUGCAGACCUGGUGUCGAGAGAUCACUGAGAUUGGCCUGCUAGGGGCCCAGGACCAAGGAUUCCCCAUGUCCUUAGUCCAGCUUUGCCACUUUGUCACCAUGUGCAUCUUCACCUGCACUGGCCAGCAUGCCUCCGUCCACCUGGGCCAGUUGGAUUAUUAUGCUUGGGUCCCUAACGCACCCUGCACAAUGCGGCAGCCCCCACCGACCACCAAGGAUGUCAACACUAUCAAGUCAGAGACCAUGUCUGCUCUGCUCUCCAUGAUAUCCCACCGCCUGGC